Ostrea edulis (European flat oyster) is the source of this 451-nucleotide messenger RNA. RefSeq lists its product as uncharacterized. The coding region runs from base 1 to 414 and encodes 137 amino acids. The record is from RefSeq and is a predicted model, not a curated record. The transcript is spliced from 3 exons. Lineage: Eukaryota; Metazoa; Mollusca; Bivalvia; Ostreida; Ostreidae.
AUGGGAACCCUUUUCAUUAAUUUUAGUCACAAAAUCGAAUAUGCACUGACAAAAUAUCCGGCAGUGGAAGAAUCCCUGAAGAGCAUUUCUAUAAAAUGCAACUUGGCGUACGUCAAUGACAUCGGCCUUGAAGAAACAUGUCCGACCGAGCUUCAACGGGCCACCCAGGUAUACAUUAAUGGAGAAGAAUGCGCCGUGGUUAGGCCUGGAUACCAGUGUGUCACAUUCGCAGUUUGCCAACAGCUAAAGCUGCCCUGUUCCGGGUCAGGAUCUAGUGAGUGCUUAUAUGAUGGAUUCCGAUACUUUCGUGCCUGGGUCUACUGUAAAAGUUGUGGUUUCAAGUUAGUCAAACUGAAGUUGCCUCAAUGCUGUUCAUGUAGAAAAUUCCAAGUCUGCGAGAUUCCACAGAAUUAAUUUUCAUCAAAGUUUCAAUAAAUUCUAGCAUACCGUA